GCGAUGGAAGGCAAAGUUAGAGAUGGAAACCUUCCUUUAAAUACAUAAAUGCUUAUUUCCUCCCAACUGAGCAACCGUUUUCUUGCUUUGAUAGCUGUAUAGUCGCUAUAGUGUGAAGACUGGGAUUUCUGCUCAUUCCCACACCAAAGCAGCCGUGUAACAUCCGUCCAAGUCCUCAGCAAUCAGGUACUGCCUUUUUAUCGAGAGCAGCAAUAUCGCAAACAGCUCACUGCAACAAAUUUCCAUUGUAUUGAGGCAGCCUCCACAACCCACUCAUUGGACCACACUCGACAAAGGAAGCAUACGAAUAUAACAAUGUCUCUCUAUCGCAUUGGAGUAGACGUUGGAGGAACCAACACCGACGCCGCGAUUCUAGAUAUCAAAGCAUCGGACACUCCUCAUCGUGGUGUAUUGGCAUCCCAUAAAGCUUCCACAACCGAGGACAUUACCAGUGGAAUCGAAUCCGCAAUACAAGCCGUUCUCCGAGAGUCAAAAGUCGACCAAAGCCGUGUCCUCAGCGUGACAAUAGGAACCACACAUUUCAUCAACGCCCUUAUCGAAGCCGAUGCCAGGAGAUUAGACCGUGUCGCCGUGGUACGGCUCUGCGGACCCUUCACACGACAAAUCCCCCCGUUUUCGGAUUUUCCAGUAGGACUGCGUGGCAUUCUCGAUGGUGGCGCGUAUUACCUGGACGGAGGGCUCGAGAUUGAUGGACGCGAAAUCCAGCAGCUAGAUCAUGAGCAGAUCAGAACCACAGCGCGGAACAUUGUCGACUCUGGUCUCAGGUCCGUUGCGCUGGUCGGAGUGUUCUCUCCACUUGAUCAUGAGGGAACCCACGAAGAGAAGUGUAAAGCAAUCAUGCUUCAAGAAGCGCCCGAACUGAGAGUCGUCUGCUCUCAUGACAUUGGCCCAACUGGCCUGCUCGAAAGAGAGAACGCCACCAUUCUCAAUGCCGCGAUUCUUAGAACUGCCUCCAGAGUGACUCGGGGAUUCAAGGGUGCGAUGAGACGUCUCAAACUGUCAUGUCCGCUCUACCUCUCCCAAAACGACGGGACGCUCAUUGAGGCGGAUGCAGCUGCUGAAUACCCCAUCAAGACUUUUGCUAGUGGCCCGACGAACAGUAUGACGGGUGCUGCUUUCCUUGCUGGUCUCGAUAAAGUCCAGCCCACCAAUGCAGAUAACCAGGCUGAAAAGCCCGAUUCUGUCGAGCCUCAGAUUUUGGUCGUUGAUAUCGGAGGCACUACAACGGAUGUUUGUGCUCUGUUGCCUUCAGGAUUCCCACGGCAGGCUCCGGGGUUCGUUGAAGUCGGAGGAGUUCGAACUGCUUUCUCUAUGCCUGAGGUCGUGUCCAUUGGUCUAGGUGGUGGAAGUAAGGUCGCCAUUGAUUCUUUCAACGGAUCCUCAACGGUUACAGUCGGCCCUGGUUCAGUAGGACAUUUUAUCCAGAAAGAGGCGCGAGUCUUUGGCGGUAAUACGCUGACCUCGAGUGACAUUAUUGUUGCCCUUGGUAAAUCUCAGCUGGGAAACCCUGCGCUUGUCCAAGACCUACCCACAGACGUCGUUGAAAAUGCGCGAAACGAGAUCAACAGGCUACUUGAGGCAGUCAUUGAUCAGAUGAAGGUGUCCUCUGCGCCAGUGCACAUUCUUCUUGUCGGUGGUGGUUCACUUCUUGUGACCGGAGACCUACAAGGCGUGGACAAAUGCAUACAACCGAUUCACCAAGGUGCUGCUAAUGCCGUUGGCGCAGCAAUUGCGAAAAUUUCGGGUGAAAUUGACACCGUCGAGAUUCUAGCUGGAAGGCCAGAGGCGGAGGUUGUUGAUGCAGCCCGUACGAAGGCUAUCGACUUAGCCGUUCAGAAGGGUGCAGCGAGAGAACAUGUUCGCAUUGUCGAAGUCAACAAAAUGCCACUUGCAUACACAGACAACGAAGCAAUACGAAUCCAGAUUCGCGCAUGUGGACCGCUCAAAAUCCCUGACGAGCUCACGCCACCCGCAUCACCACAGUUGCAUGGCGAAAAAGGCGAGGAAGAGGAGCAAGAAGGUCAGAAAGUUUCGGUACCCAAUGCACUGGAACCAACAACAAAACCCUCUCUUAAUACAGAUAUACAAACUUACAGGCCCGACGUUCGGGGAGGAGUAUGGUACGUUUCUGAGGUGGAUCUGGAGCUCAUCUCAACCGGCUGUGGAAUCUUAGGUACUGGUGGCGGCGGUCCAACACAUCAUGAGUACCUCAAGAGUUUACAUGCCUUACGAACUAGCGAAAAGGGAAGGAUGCGGAUUAUCUCACCCCAGGCACUCAAUGACACAGACAAGGUUUUCUUCGGAUCCUGGUACGGAAGCCCAAGCGUUAUCAAUGAGCGCAUCGCUGGUGGGAACGAGAUUUCCCUGGGUAUAGAAGCCAUGAAAAAGAUCACCGGUGAUGAUUCUAUAGGUGGAAUAUUUAUCGAUGAAAUUGGUGGCGGCAACGGUAUGAGCGCUUUCCCUACUGGCGUGCAUUUCGAUGCGCCAGUCAUUGAUGGUGAUGCAAUGGGAAGAGCGUAUCCAACCAUGUAUCAUGCAAUCUUCAGUGUAUAUGGAUAUCCCUUGGUGCCGUGUGUACUUUCAGACGCACGAGGAAACAUAUCAGUCACAGUGAACACCGACUCUCCCAUAAGGCUUGAGAAAAUGCUUCGCUCGAACGCAAUCGAGCUUGGACUAGCAUGUGCAGUCUGUGCAAACCCUCUGCCAGGGUCUGUUAUCAAAUCUUAUGGCAUCCCCAACACAUUGUCGCUGGCCUGGUACCUAGGCCGUGCGACCCACCUGGCCCGACGAGUAAAGAGAAGCUACAUUGACGCGAUUUUUGAUGUUUGCGCAGGCAAAUUGUUGUUCACGGGCAAGAUUGUAGACGUACGCCGGUACAUUGGUGGCGGAUACACCAUGGGUACCGUGAUCAUCGGACCGGACAAUGACGAGGACAGUCAAUCUACCCCUGAUCAACAAGUAGGCAACUCUUUUAUGACGAUACCGUUCCAGAACGAGUAUCUUUACGCUGCCUUGAGCGAUGAAACGGGUUCGGAAGAAUCACAAAAGAUCGUGUGCACAGUACCAGAUUUGAUCUCGAUCCUAGGACAAGAUGGCGAGGGUAUCGGUUCCCAAGACUUGCGAUAUGGUCUCAGGGUCAACGUAAUUGCUCUACCAGCACAUCCAUUGUGGAAGACUGAAAGAGGAUUGAAGGUUGGAGGUCCCGAAGGGUUUGGGUUAAAGACGCCAUUCAUUGGGGUUGAUAACAGCUUCACAGAAUCACGGAGUGUGAUUGAAGAGUUCGGCCUAUGAAAGGGGUGCCUUCUAGCGAUAGAACAAUACCAACAAUUGAUGAUGGUCCUGUAAUAAUCAGGGUUGAAGAUUUCUCGA
Messenger RNA from Aaosphaeria arxii CBS 175.79, 3390 nucleotides. Its product is annotated as DUF917-domain-containing protein. Gene Ontology annotation, biological process: glutathione metabolic process. The record is from RefSeq and is a predicted model, not a curated record. Gene Ontology annotation, molecular function: 5-oxoprolinase (ATP-hydrolyzing) activity. Lineage: Eukaryota; Fungi; Ascomycota; Dothideomycetes; Pleosporales. Gene Ontology annotation, cellular component: cytosol. The transcript has 5 exons. Bases 316 to 3312 code for a protein of 998 amino acids.